This is a messenger RNA of Microsporum canis CBS 113480, 477 nucleotides long. RefSeq lists its product as uncharacterized. The transcript has a single exon. The record is from RefSeq and is a predicted model, not a curated record. Lineage: Eukaryota; Fungi; Ascomycota; Eurotiomycetes; Onygenales; Arthrodermataceae. The coding region runs from base 1 to 477 and encodes 158 amino acids.
AUGGGCUUGGAAAAAGGCUUCGAGGAGCAUCAUAUGAUUGACCCAGCUUUGGACGUGAACCAGUACCAAGUUCCUUCCGUCCGCUCGCUGACGUGGGAGGUAGACUCCAAUGAAGGGGGUCCUAGUAUGCCUAGGAGCGGCAUCACUAGACCUAUUGCAGCCCUAAUAAGAGAAGAUGGUGUGGAGGACAAGCCUAUUUCAGUACGAGACAUACUCGAGCAUGCUAAGCUCGACAUCAGCUUCCUAGACGUGUUAUCCUGGAGCCCAUCUAUUUGCCAGGAGGUCAAGCGCCUCUCCACUAGACGUUCUGCCAAGAAUCCCAAGUCUACUAACUCAGCUAAGCGAUCGAAGCUGGAUCCAAGCCUCCAUCAGCACAGCAAACUCGCCAUUCUCAUUGGCCUUGCAGGUCAGCAACAUAGGACCAGCCACAGAAGCUCGACAAUGCACCAGAAUGUUGUUCUUGCCUACAAAGGAUGA